Messenger RNA from Naegleria lovaniensis, 1080 nucleotides. RefSeq lists its product as uncharacterized. The record is from RefSeq and is a predicted model, not a curated record. Bases 1 to 1080 code for a protein of 359 amino acids. NCBI's taxonomy places the organism in Eukaryota, Heterolobosea, Eutetramitea, Acrasida, Naegleriidae. Gene Ontology annotation, molecular function: ferric iron binding; ferrous iron binding; acid phosphatase activity. The transcript has 3 exons.
AUGUCUGAUGAAGAUCUUAUACGAACUGGCAAAUCUUCCAAAAUAUUGUCCGUUGUGUGUGUCGUGACUGUCUUGAUUGGAUGUGUUAUCUUUGUCGGAUUAGUCACAGUUCAAACGUUAUAUCUUUCUAAACGUAUAAGACAAUCAGGAAUUAUAUUUCCAAAUCCACCAUACACCAAAGAUUCAGAUUGUCUUCAUUUUCUCGUCAUUGGAGAUUUCGGAAGAGGAAAUGAAAUGCAAAAACAAGUGGCACAAUCCAUGGGUGAUUAUUGUCAACAACACGAUGGAUGUGACUUUGUAAUUGGAACUGGAGACAAUAUAUAUCCAGAUGGAGUGAAAUCUAUCAAUGAUGAACAAUUUAAAUCAAAAUUUGAAGAUAUUUAUACGCAUCCAAGUUUGAAUCAGUUGGAUUUUUAUAUGGUGUUAGGAAAUCAUGACUAUCGUUCAAAUCCUCAAGCAGAAAUUGAAUAUUCGAAAAUGAGUACGCGAUGGAAACUGUUGGAUUACUUUUAUGAAUUGAAAAAGAAAUCAAGAUUAGGAGGAUUUGAAUUGAAUUUGAUUUUCACAGAUACAACUCCAUUUCACAGAUUGUUUUAUUGGGAUCCUAAAAUUAAUAGUACAGCAUUGAAUGAACAAAAAAAGAGAAUUCCAGAACAAAUGAAAUGGUUACGACAAACCUUGACUUCUCAUGAACCAAGAGGAGAUUCUACAUGGAGUAUUGUUGUGGGUCAUAGUGCCGUCUAUUCUGCGAGUUCUCACUACGAUUCUCAACCCUUAAUUGACAAUUUUGAGCCCUUAUUCAAACAAUUUCAAGUUCCAUUGUACUUGUGUGGUCACGAUCACUAUUUGGGAUGGCUAGCUAAUCGACUCAUUACCAAUGAAAAGGAAAAAACUCAAUACGUUGUGAGUGGAGCUGCAGGAGGAAACAUUUAUGACCGAUUGAAGUAUAAUGCGAACUUGUUGAAUUAUUAUAUUGGACCAGGUGGAUUCUUCUCGGUGGAAGUUCAAAAAGAACUCAUAUUUGUUAGAGCAUUAGAUGAGAACGGAAAGGAAAUUUUCAAGUUUAGAAUUGAUAAGUGA